This is a messenger RNA of Knipowitschia caucasica, 672 nucleotides long. NCBI's taxonomy places the organism in Eukaryota, Metazoa, Chordata, Actinopteri, Gobiiformes, Gobiidae. The record is from the annotation of a GenBank genome assembly.
AUGGUCCUCACCUUAGACUCAGAAGGUCCUCACCUCAGACUCACAAGGUCCUCACCUCAGACUCACAUAGUCUUCGCCUCAGACUCACAUGGUCCUUACCUCACACCCACAUGGUCUUCACCUCAGACUCACAUGGUCCUCACAUGGUCCUCACAUCAGACUCACAUGGUUCUCAGACUCACAUGGUUCUCACCUCAGACUCAGAUGGUCCUCACCUUAGACACAGAUGGUCCUCACCUCAGACUCACAUGGUCCUCACCUCAGACUCACAUAGUCUUCGCCUCAGACUCACAUGGUCCUUACCUCACACUCACAUGGUCCUCACCACAGACUUACAUGGUCCUCACUUCAGACUCACAUGGUCCUCACAUGGUCUUCACCUCAGACUCACAUAGUUCUCACCUCAGACCUCAUAUGGUCCUCAUCUCAGACUCACAUGGUCCUCACUUCAGACCUCACAUGGUUCACACCUCAGACCCACAUGUUCUUUACCUCAGACCCACAUGGUCUUCACCUCAGACUCACAUGGUCCUCACCUCAGACCCAUAUGGUCCUCACCUCAGACCCACAUGGUCCUCACUUCAGACUCAUAUGGUCCUCACCUCAGACCCAUAUGGUCCUCACUUCAGACUCACAUGGUCCUCACUACAGACUUACAUGGUCCUCACUUGA